CGGUCUGAUUAUUGUUACACACCUAAAAGCUGUUUCGGUUUUGUCCAACUUCUUCUCUCCUUUUUGAUCAAUCAAUUUCGUUAUUUUGAUCAAAAUCCGUUAAUGGCGGCACUAAGCUUUUGCAGCUCUUCUCCACCUCGAAUUCUUCACAAACAAUCUAAACCAAGCCUAUUCCCUCCGGAUUCUAACCUUUUUACACCUUUGUGUUUCACUUCCGUCGGAGAAUUAUCUCCAAAACCAAUCUCUGUCUCGAGACGAUUUCGUGCCUCCGUUAACUCCACCGCAGUUUCCAAUUCAUCGGGAAACGAGAAUUCACCAUCUUCUCCGGCUAAUAAGCUAAGGGAAAUUAUGCAAUCCCCUGGUGUUCUUCAGGGUCCUUGUUGCUUCGAUGCUCUUAGUGCCAAACUCAUCGAGCAAUCUGGAUUUCCCUACUGUAUCACCUCUGGGUUCUCAAUUUCAGUGGCUAGGCUUGGUUUGCCGGAUAAAGGACUUAUCUCUUACGGAGAAAUGCUUGAUCAAAGUCAACAAAUUACUCAAUCUGUUACUAUUCCGGUGAUUGGAGACGGUGGCAAUGGAUACGGUAAUGCUAUGAAUGUUAAGAGAACCGUUAAGGGAUAUAUCAAAGCUGGUUUUGCUGGAAUUAUCAUCAAUGAUCAGGUUUGUAGUGGCGAUACUGUGAGUGAGAGAAGAAGAGUGGUUUCUAGAGAGGAAGCUGUGAUGCGUAUUAAAUCUGCGGUUGAUGCACGUAGAGAGUGUGAUUCCGACAUUGUGAUUGUAGCUCAAACUGAUUCCCGAGAAGCAAUAUCUUUAGAGGAAUCGUUGGUUAGGGCAAGAGCUUUUACAGAUGCUGGAGCUGAUGUUCUCGCCAUUGAUUCUCUUGUUUCUAGGGAAGAGAUGAAAGCGUUCUGCAAUGUCUAUCCACUAGUUCCUAAAUUGGCUAGUAUGCUAGAAAGUGGAGGGAAGGUUCCGAUACUAAACCCGCUUGAGCUAGAAGAGAUUGGGUAUAAGCUAGUGGCAUAUCCACUCUCAUUGAUUGGAGUAUCUCUUCAAGCAAUGCAGGAUGCUCUAUUGGCAAUUAAGGGUGGUCGAAUUCCUCCGCCAGGAAGCAUGGCGUCUUUAGGAGAAAUCGAUGAGAUUCUUGGUUUUGACACAUACCAGGAGGAAGAGAGACGGUACGCUACCUUCUCAUCAGAUAGAGAAGCUAGCAGCAAUAGCGUCUAUGGUUAUCAACGGGAGGCUCAAGAUGAUCCAGAACAGAGAGAGGACCCGAUUGUUGAAGUCAUAACACCUGAGGUUUAUAAUGAACCAAGAAACCCCUUUUCGAGGAUCUGGUCACGAUCUCUGCGGAUCAAAAUCAUCGGACGCGAUGGGUUUGAGAAACUUGAUGUAAGAAUUCCGGCUGGAUUCUUGGAAGGUGUCACCAACAUUGUUCCAGCUUUAGGAGGCGUGAACUUGAAGCAAUUGAUGGACAAUGCAGUCGAUGAAGUCGGAGGGAAACUUUUGUUAGAUUUUAAAGACUCUGCUGGCGACAGAAUCCAAGUCUUUCUGGAAUGACACACACGUAGCCAAGAAACAUUUAAAAAGAGAGAACAAUAUGAAUAUAUUUUAUCUGUUCCGUGAAUGAAAAAUUGUUGUACGUGUAUAUAUCAAAUUAUAUGCAUAUAACAAAAAGGGCAGACCCGAGCAAGGUUUGCCACUCUCACCGGUACAAAUUUCACAACAAGCUCUCGAUUAGGUCUGUA
Camelina sativa (false flax) is the source of this 1742-nucleotide messenger RNA. RefSeq lists its product as uncharacterized. The record is from RefSeq and is a predicted model, not a curated record. NCBI's taxonomy places the organism in Eukaryota, Viridiplantae, Streptophyta, Magnoliopsida, Brassicales, Brassicaceae. Gene Ontology annotation, molecular function: catalytic activity.